Molecule: messenger RNA, 2981 nt
Organism: Labeo rohita (rohu)
Lineage: Eukaryota; Metazoa; Chordata; Actinopteri; Cypriniformes; Cyprinidae
Gene: ugt5f1
Product: UDP glucuronosyltransferase 5 family, polypeptide F1
Exons: 2
Coding region: 95-1678 (527 amino acids)
Molecular function (GO): UDP-glycosyltransferase activity
Source: RefSeq, a predicted model, not a curated record
CUCCGCACACCCAAACAGAGAAGCGCGUCUCACUAGCUCAUGGCUGUACUGUUGUCAGUCUUUGUUCAGCUGACAUUUGUGCUCCUCAUAUAAGAUGGAUUUUAUCUUUGCUGUCUCAAGCAUCAUUCUUACCCUGACCUUCCCAGUGCACUGUGGUAAAAUCCUGGUGUUUCCUCACGAAGGCAGUCACUGGGUUAACAUGAACAUUUUGCUCCGGGAGCUUCACUCCAGGGGCCAUCAGAUCACCGUGAUACGGGCCCUCGACAGCUGGUUCAUCUCAGAGACGUCGCCUCACUACGUCUCAAUGACCGUGCCGUUUUUACUGGGUGGCGAUGAUGAGUUUUACAGAAGUUUUGUUUCUAACCAACUGCAGAUCCGGCGGCAGCGCAAAUCGGCGUGGACCAGAUUCAAACUGGAUAUGGAGCUCAAGGAGAAAUUUUCCGAAAUGCACAGGAAGAUUUGCGAAAUGCUGAUCUAUAUGAUCGAGAAAGACCCUGAGCUGUUGGAACAAAUCAAACAGGCUAAGUUUGACUUAAUGUUGACCGAUCCAGCAAACGGAGGAGGUGUUGUCCUCGCACAUUAUCUGAAAUUACCUCUCGUUUUUAACGUCCGAUGGACCGUGCAUGGAGAAGGGCACUUUGCGAUUGCACCGUCUCCUCUGUCUUACAUUCCCUUCCCGCUUUCGCAACUGACAGAUAACAUGAGUUUUUUUCAAAGAACGUACAAUGUGUUGUUUUACACCCUUCGGCUUUUCCUCUACAAGCGCAUCGUUGGUCCUCACUACAGCGCUUUGUGCGAGCGAUAUUUUGGUUCUGAUUUGCACUAUUUUGAAUUAUUUCAAGCAGCUGAUAUUUGGCUCAUGGGGGUCGAUUUUGUCUUUGAAUUUCCUCGCCCAACUAUGCCAAAUAUAAUUUACGUUGGAGGUUACCAAUGCAAGCCUGCAAAAGCGCUUCCGAGCGAUCUGGAGGACUUUGUGCAAAGCUCUGGAGAGCAUGGCGUCAUUAUUAUGUCUUUAGGAACGUUUGUUGGCCAACUUCCUCCUGAUAUAGCUGAUGAAAUAGCAGCUGCGUUUGCUCAGCUUAAACAAAAAGUGAUUUGGAGAUAUACAGGAGACAAACCGUCUACUUUAGGCAACAACACUUUACUGGUUAACUGGUUACCGCAGAAUGAUUUGUUGGGGCAUGCAAAAACCAAGGUUUUUGUGUCUCAUGGAGGUAAUAAUGGUAUUUUUGAAGCUAUCUAUCAUGCCGUUCCUAUAGUCGGAUUACCGCUGAUUUUCGAUCAGGAUGAUAACCUUUCAAAAAUGAGACAUCGAGGUGUAGCUAAAGUUGUGGACAUUGCAACCGUAGAUAGACAUAUAUUUAAAGAUGCCAUACAGGAAGUGCUUACAGAGCCGUCCUACAGAAAGAACAUGCAGAAACUGUCCAGACUCCAUAGAGACACACCGUUAAAUCCGUUAAACAGCGCCCUCUUCUGGAUUGAGUUUGUGAUGAGACACAAAGGCGCUGCUCAUCUGCGCACGGACUCUUAUAAAAUGCCCUGGUACUCGUACCACAGUGUUGAUGUUGUAGUGUUCCUAGUGUCAGUUGUGUGUUUUACAGUUUAUGUUGUAUUUAAAGUGAUCAGAUGUUUGUGUUGCAGGUUGUGUGCAAAAAGAAAACGAGCAAAACUUGAUUAAGUGAUCAUUAAAAAUGUAUUCAUGAUUUUAGAAAAUGUAUUUUUUUUUUAAUGUAUUUUUAAUUAUCUCCAGGAUGUCAAAUUAUUAUUGUAUAAUAUAGAAAUAAAAAAACUUGAUAUCAAAAUCUAACUAUUUUUAUGAUAACUGCAAUAUAAUUGAACCUGGAAUAUACUCAGGAAGAGAAAAUAGUUGUGAUAUAGAUUAACAGCUAAUAAAAGUUCCAAAAACUGCAGUGAAAUGAAUUAUUUUAUGCUAAAUUAACAUAGCUGAAAAUACUUUAUAUUUAGUGUAAAUAGUGUGUUUUUUCAUUAUUGACAAUUUUGGGGGCAUUGUUUAAGAUUUUCUGAAAUUGUGAAAAUGCCUAAAAAGAUUUCAAUGUAUCCACAAAAAAUGUAAUGUAAAUAUAGAAUAUUUUUUUUCAAAUAUAGAAUAUAUAUAUAUAUAUAUAUAUAUAUAUAUAUAUAUAUAUAUAUAUACACACACACACACUAACGUUUACAUUUUAAUAUAAUUAGUUAAUGUAACAAAUUUACCAUGUGAAUUCUGAUUAAAUGCAAAAUCUUAAAGUGAACAUGAACCAAUUUAAUUUGUUAUUUUUAUUUUUUGUUAAUAUUAUCAAUAUUUAAAACAUAUAUAUUUAUUUUAUUUUAUUUUAUUUUUAUUUUAUUUCAUUUUUUUUUUCAGAAUUCUUUGAAUAGAAAGGUCCAAAGAUCAGUAUUUAUCUGAAAUAAAAAGCUUUUGUAACAUUAUACACUAUAGCGUUCAAAAUAUAGCAUUCAUGUGUGUAUAUAUAUAUAUGUAUAUGUAUAUGUGUGUGUGUGUGUAUAUAUAUAUAUAUGUGUUUUAUAUGUAUUUUAUAUAUUUUAUAUAUUUUAUUAUGAAAAUUAAUAUUUUUAUUUAGCAAGGUUGCUUUAAACUGGUUAAAAGUGAUGAUAAAGACCUUAUUUAAAAAUAUUUCUGUCUCAGAUAAAUUCUGUUCUUCUGACCUUUCUAUUCAUCAGAGAAACUUGAAAAAAUUCUACUUGGCUAUUUUCAACAUAAUAAUAAUAAUAAUAAAUAAUAAUAAUAAUAAUAAUAAUGAUGAUGAUGAUAAAUGUUUUUUUUAAGCAGCAAAUCAGAAUUUUAUAAUGAUUAUUGUAAUUAUUAGUAUUAGUAAUAAUGCUAAAAAUUCAAAAUUCAGCUUUGAAAUCAUAGGAAUAAAUUGCAUUUUAAAAUGUAUUCAAAUAGAAAUCAGUGUUUUAUAUAAUAAAAAUAUUUCCAAAUUUUACUGUUUUUUUUUUUUUUUUUUUUUUUUUUUUUUUUU